This is a messenger RNA of Papaver somniferum (opium poppy), 1812 nucleotides long. RefSeq lists its product as uncharacterized. Gene Ontology annotation, molecular function: DNA binding. Bases 1 to 1812 code for a protein of 603 amino acids. Lineage: Eukaryota; Viridiplantae; Streptophyta; Magnoliopsida; Ranunculales; Papaveraceae. The record is from RefSeq and is a predicted model, not a curated record. The transcript has 3 exons.
AUGGUAACUUGCAAGAAAUGUAAACAUAGAAUGAAAGCUGACUCUUCUACACAUGGGACCGGCUCCUUGAAUAACCAUUUAAGAAAGUGUCUGAAUCUUAUUCCUAAGGAUUCUGGUCAGUCGACUCUUUCUUUUGAACCUGCUAGGCUGGGAGAAGAUGAAAAGUUAGUUGCUGUAACUUUUUGUCAGGAUUCGUGUAGAAAAGCAUUGAUUAUAUUCAUCAUAGUGGAUGAGCAGCCUUUUAGAAUAGUUGAGGGGGAAGGUUUCCGAGAAUUUUGCAAGUACGAGAAAGUGAGAUUGAAGAAUUAUUUCAAGGUUAAUAAAGUCAGAGUUUGCCUCACCACUGACACAUGGAGCUCACUUCAGAAGUUGGGAUAUAUGGUUAUUACAGCACAUUGGAUAGAUGCUAGCUGGAAGUUGCACAAGAAGAUCAUUAGUUUCAUCCAAAUUGUAGGUCAUAGCGGUGAGACUAUUGGUAGGAUGAUAGGAACAUGCUUGUUAGAUUGGGAGAUCGAAAAUGUGUUUACUAUAACUUUAGAUAACGUUUUUGCCAACGAUGUAGCUAUAACAUAUCUGCAAAACCAAGUACUCAGAAAGAAUUCAGAUUUAGUGAAGGGUUUCUUACAAGUGAGAUGCGCUGCUCACGUCCUUGCCCUUGUUGUAAAGCAUGGAAUGAAGGAGUAUGACAUCUCAAUUAAGAGAAUAAGGGCAGUAGUGAAGUAUUGUAUGAGUUCUCCUGCAAGAUUGAAAAAAUUUAUGGACUGUGUCGCUUACGAGAAGAUUGAAUGCAAGAAGGGUUUGGUCCUAGAUGUAGACACCCGUUGGAAUUCGACAUUUACUAUGUUAGACUCAGCUGAGAAGUAUCAGCCAGCUUUUGAGAGGUUAGAGUAUGAGGACAAGGCAUUCAAGAAGAAGUUCUGUUUUGUUGAAAGUCAAAUUCCUUUAGUUUCUUCUACUUCUAGUACUUCCACCGUUGAUAACCAACCUGACUGGGAUGUGGAUGAAAACCAAGAUGCAGACUUAAGUUCUGAUGAAGAAGUUAUUGCUACUUCAAAGAGAGGAAAGAAACGCAAGAGAACAAGUUCUGAUAAGGCCCCAUCAGCACCUCCUUUGCACGCGCCAUACCCAUCAGAUUGGUCGUAUGCUAGAGCCUUCGCGAAGUUUUUGAAGGUAUUUUUUGAUUUUACUGUCAAGUUCUCUUCUUCUACUCAUGUUACUGCACACGAAUUCUUGUUUCAUGUGAGUGUUAUUCAUCGAACUUUAAACACAUGGGCAAAUCACAAAGAUACAUUUCUUUCUAGCAUGGGUCUUAAAAUGCAAAGUAAAUAUAACGAGUAUUGGGGACGUUAUGAAAAGAUGAACAAUCUUAUGUUUAUUGUUGUAUUAUUGAAUCCACAAGAUAAAGAAUUAGGAUUGAAGUUUCUUCUUGGCCAGUUAGGAAUUGGUGGUGGUUAUUUGAGAACAGAACUAAUGGAUCUUGUAAUGAGGGACUUUAAGGCACUUUUUGAAGAAUACUGGGAUGUCCAAAUGAGUGCUGGAAACUCAACAGUUGUAACAGAUAGUAGUGGUGGUAAUACUGUUGGCGCUGAACCAGAUGAUGAAGGAGAUUGUGCUGCAGCCGCCCUUAUGGCAGAGAGAGCAAGAGAAGAAGAGGAAAGUUUUGAUGAUGAAGGAAAAAAUGAGCUGGAGACUUAUUUGAGAGAGAAACGAGAACCGCGGAAAGAGAAAGUUUCUUUUGAUAUCUUAGCACUGGGAGGCGUAUUCUCGAUCCAUGUCGAAGUUCUUUACUUCCCACAACAGUUGAGGCAUUGA